This is a messenger RNA of Panicum hallii, 3652 nucleotides long. RefSeq lists its product as uncharacterized. NCBI's taxonomy places the organism in Eukaryota, Viridiplantae, Streptophyta, Magnoliopsida, Poales, Poaceae. Bases 254 to 1774 code for a protein of 506 amino acids. The record is from RefSeq and is a predicted model, not a curated record. The transcript is spliced from 20 exons.
GGUAUCCAUACCCGCUGCUCCGUAUUCCUAAUUCCUACUCCCUCCAUUUCAAAUUAAUUAUAGAUUAUUUUAGCAAGGAAAAAUUCGGGCAUUUUUAACCGCCCCCACACCUAGUUUUCUGACUGUCCGAUUUUACUUUGUGAUCUGUGCGCCUUCCUGGCCAUCGCGUGGUCAUAGCGGCCGCUGGCGCAACUGCCAUUUUCGUUUUCGCUUUUGUUUUUCCGCUAUUUUUUCUCAUUCCCCUUCCGCUCAGAUGCGUCGCGGUCUUCCAGGAAGCGGAAAGAUGGCUCGGAAGAGGCCAAGGAUUUUUGCAGAUGCAUUUGUAAGUGAUGACUCAGGAGGAAGCGAUUACGAAGUUGAUGAACAUGAGAUACCUAAUGAUCACAUUGGUGGGGUUAGUUUUUCUGAAGAAGAAAAUGAUGAUGGUUCAAACUCCAGUGACUCUGAAGUCUUGAAAUCUGCUUUGUACCAAAAGUACAAGGAACAGUAUAAUAAAGUAAAAAAGAUCGAGAAGGAAAUGCUAAGAGCACUCAAUCAUGAGGAUAAAAGGGCUAAACCAGUUAUUGAGAAGAAGAAAGAUGCUUUUACGAGAUUCUCAGCUUCUUAUUUCUCCAAGGUCAUUGAUUCGCUUGAUGAGAACAAAAGAUCUAUCAUUGAGAAGCAUGGAUUCGGUUCCCUAAUUGAGUUUGACAAAUGUUUUGUCCCAAACAAAUUUGCUAUGUGGGUCGCUCAGCCGAUUGAUUAUAGAUCUGGGGAUAUCAUAGUUAAGGACAAAGUUAUCUCUCUGAUAGAGGAUGCUGUGCAUUAUGUCCUUGACCUACCCAUGGGCUGCAUCGAGUUCCCAAUCGAUUACUCUUCCGGAAAGUCUCGUCUACUAUCUCAGUUUAACCUUCAAUCACUGCCACCAGCAAAAUACUUUGGAGAUAUGCUGAUCGAUAAGAAGCCAGUAAUGGAUGAAGAAGCAGUCACCUGUUUCCUGAUUGUUGCUCUAAAUUGCUUUCCGUGCCCAAAUUGUUCAGUAACUCCAUCAAACCGAUACCUUGGUAUUUUUGAAGAUAUCAAUAAUGUACGCAAGUACAACUGGUGUAGUUUUGUCAGGUCAUGGCUUCUUGAGCGUAUUAAAUCAUUCAACAAGACUAAAUUUUCUGCUGAUGACCCUCCGUCGUUAGGGGGUUGCUUGUAUCUUAUUGCUGUAAUGUACCUUGAUUUUGUUAAUUGCAAUGCCCGUCAACCCUCAUUACAAAUCCCUCGGAUUUUGGUUUGGAAAGGAACUAUGCUAAGGGAUUUCUCAGAUCUUGAUCUUGUCUCAACUGGUGUGUACGGAUUCAGACCAUUAUUAGAAAUUUCAGCUACUUGCUAUUCUAAGCAAUCAAUAUUUCUGCACACUUCAGCCUCUUCUGCAUCCAUGAAUUCUGAGUUCAAGAACAAACUUGAUGAGUACUCGCAAUGCAAGCUUCCCGAAAAGCUUAAGACGGGCAUUUGCAAAGCGAUCGAAGAGCAUUGUUUCAACUCAUCUCUAUCUGUCAACAUGGAUAUAACUUCACUUGCAAGUCUUUCUAGUGAUUUGGAACAAACAUUUUCCACUUUGCUUGAGCAUGUCUACUCUGUUGAUUCUAGGAGCAUGAUGUUGGUAUUGAAAGUUAUCGGUUUGAUUGCUGAAAACGGUCCAGCUGUGUCAGAAGCCAGUCACCAAACAUCUGAGCAAAACACUACACCUGAAUCUGAUGUUAGAAAUUACUCUACCCCCCACAUGCGAGGAGCUCAAACAGUUUGAACAAUAAUGAUAUUUGUCAGAGUCCUGCCACCAUGGUACCAGAUGGUUCAAUUAAUCGCCAAUGCACUAAAUCUAGACAAGUCAAAUUUAGUAGCUCUAAUCCCACACCUACAAGGAUGGUAGUACAAGAUAACAGUCAUGACAUGAACAAUAUAUAUAGCCAAGGUUUAGUAGUCCCCCCUGAUGUGCAAACUUCCAAGUUUUGAGUCUGCAAUGGCUCACGAGGCAUCAAGAGUUGAACAGCAGUUUGGGAUGCAUAGGUUUCAGGUUUCAGGUUUCAGAAACACCAACAGGCCCUAUGGGUUCUACUUCUAAAUUCAUCAUACCCUCAUCAGGGUAUCCCCCCAACAUACUUCCGAGAAUUGUGCUGGGCAAACAUAAGUCAAGGUCCAAUCUGAUUAAGGGGUUUAAAUCUCAGACUGACGUAGACAAACUAAGGGAACCAGAUUGUGAAAUAAUCGAUGAUUGUGAUAGCCCUAAAAAGUCCAACAAGAAAACUGUUACAUUUGCUGGUUUGAAUGACCAGAAUGAUGUCACCAGUUUAGAGGAUGAUAAUGAAUAUGUUCCAGAUUCUAUAUCCCCAUCACAAGCACCGUCUCAAGGACAGCACCACGUUCUUCCAAGUACUGUUAUCUACACCCAGGACUACAACAAAAGGCUUACACCAGAACUUGGAAAACCUUUGAAGGCUCCUGCUGCAAAGUGUAUUCGCAUGCAAGAUAAGCAAGCUGGACCUAGACACCAUAUAGAGUGCAUUGUACAUUUAAAUCUUUUGGAGAUUCCAUGAAGCCUGGAGGUGUUGUCAGUAACUUUGUAAUAUCUGUGUUCAUCCGCCAUCUAAACAAGAAACCAAAUGGACAUCCAGAUAUCUCCAAAAGAGAACCUGCUAGCAGAUCCAGAUGAAGCAAGCGAGUACACUUUGUCUCGUGCUUUCAGAGGAUCCAAGAAAGCGCGCCCCUAUACAAAUGUGAUAUGUUAUUCUAUCCCAUCCUAUUCGAGAGACACUGGUUUGUCUUUGUCGUUGACAUAAAAGACAAACUCUGAGUCUUUCUGGACUCAUACUACGCGAAAGGUGAUGAGUAUCAACGUCAUGUGAGAGAACGUCUAAUCCCAUACUUUCAAGUGAAUUGGGACAGAUACAUGGUAUAUGGACCUGACGAAGAUCCUGUCAAUAUGAAUUUUGAUGAAUUUGAAGCAGUCUACCCAACAGUGCCAUAUCAAGGCUAUGAUAAUUUGGUUGACUGUGGCAUAUUCACCAUGAUGUUCUUGGAGUACUGGGCAUCCCCAAGAACUCUGAUGACUAAUAUAUUUGACAUUGAAGAUAUCCAUAGAAUUAGAAUCAAGAUUGCAAAUGAGAUGAUGUUCCAGCCAACAACAAUGGUGUCAAGCGGAUAGUUACAUCUUACAGAGAAGAGGAUGAUGACAACUAGUAUUUAAAGCAUUAGGAACUGCAAGAAAAGGAUAGCACUCGCAGGAUGAUGACAACUAGUAUUUAAAGCAUUAGGAACUGCAAGAAAAGGAUAGCACUCGCAUAGAAAAGAGGAUGAAUGACAACUAGCGCUCAAAUCUGCUGGAAAUAAAAGGGAAAGAUGGCAGACCAUGUUGAAGCUGUUUUCAUGUUGUUUUUCAAUAGCAUGUCUAGAUAUAUAGGAACAAAAUAAAGUCGUAGUAUCUCAGAGACAUGAUCCAGAAUUACAUGUAAUAGGAUAGAAAAAAACACGUGCAAACACCCUUUUUUGCUGUCAUAAUGUUUUGAUAGAUAAGUACUCCACUACUUUUGUUAAAGUUGAAAGCAUCUACUAAUUUUCCUAUGGAGUUUCCUGCACUUUUUCUCCUCUGUUGUGCUGAUUAUGCACUAAAACACACCGUCUUUAUUGA